This is a messenger RNA of Morus notabilis, 2559 nucleotides long. Its product is annotated as zinc finger BED domain-containing protein DAYSLEEPER. The coding region runs from base 283 to 2331 and encodes 682 amino acids. The record is from RefSeq and is a predicted model, not a curated record. Gene Ontology annotation, molecular function: DNA binding; protein dimerization activity. The transcript has 2 exons. Lineage: Eukaryota; Viridiplantae; Streptophyta; Magnoliopsida; Rosales; Moraceae.
UUUUCUUUUUUUGUUUUUUUUGUCGCCGUCAUUGUGCUGCCCUCCAACUAGGCCCUAAAAAGCUCAGAGCCCUAAUUCUGGUCCAUUAGGGUUUGCCUCCAAAGCUCUAAACUUUCAACCCCAAUUUCAAGCCCAUCAACUCCGUCUUCAACCUCUGUUUUUUUCAAAAUUUUGAAUUAAAUCAAUAAAAUACACGAUCCCUCCUUUUUUUUUUUCCCCCCGAUUUGCAAAGGGCGCCACUUUGAAUCUUCAGAUUGCGAUUCUCGAUCCUGUUCCCUGCGGAUGGAUACUCUUACAAUAGUGCCAAUCGAAAACAGUGAGGUAACCAUAGCAGAAAUACAGCCCAACAAGCGUCGGAGGAAGAAAUCUGUUGUAUGGCAGUACUUCACGGUGGAAAAAGUUAGUCCUGAUUGCGUUAAGGCCUGUUGUAAGCAGUGCAAGAAAACCUUUUCUUACAUUACUGGUUCAAAGGUAGCUGGAACCAGCCACCUCAAACGACAUAUUGACCUUGGGAUCUGCCCGGAAAGUCGUCAGAACAAUCAGCAAAUUGCAUUUACACCUGGUUUACAGACUGCUGCUACUAAUCGCCCCAGGAAACGCGUCAGGGCUUCCUCUGUAGUUCCAAGCUCCCAUUUUGACCAGAAUCGCUGUAGUCAUGAGAUUGCUAAGAUGAUUAUCUUGCACGAGUAUCCACUUCAUAUUGUGGAGCAACCUGGUUUUGUUGAUUUUGUUCGAAAAAUUCAGCCACAGUUUAGUAUGCCAAGCUUCAAUACUGUUCAAGGGGAUUGUGUGGCUAUGUAUCUGAAAGAGAAGCAAAGCCUUUUGGAUCUUGUCAAUGGGAUUCCUGGAAGAGUCAGCCUUGCAUUGGACGUGUGGAUUUCAGAUCAAACCCUGGGCUAUGUUUUUUUAACAGGGCACUUCAUUGAUGCUGACUGGAAUUUACACCGCCGGAUUCUUAAUGUUGCAAUGGUGCCAUCUCCUGAUUCAGCAGACUCUUUCAAUCAAGCUAUUGUAGCUUGCCUGUCUGAUUGGAAUUUGGAAGGCCGGUUGUAUUCCCUCACACUCGAUCAGUCGUUUCUGAAUGAGACGGCAUUUGAUAAUCUCAGAAGCUUUCUUUCUGUAAAGAAUCAGAUCCUGCUGAAUGGUCAGUUAUUAGUCAGAAAUUGCUUUGCUCGUGUUCUUAGUCAGCUUGCACAAGAUGCUUUGGGAUUAAUGAGAGAAACUAUUAGUAAAAUCCGUGAUAAUGUCAAGUAUGUCAAAACUUCAGAAUCACAAGAAGAGAAGUUUUUAGAGCUAAAGCAACAACUCCAAGUUCCUAGCAUGAAGGAACUUUUAGUUGACGACCAAACUAAAUGGGACACCACUUAUCAUAUGCUGGUGGCAGCUUGUGAACUACGAGAAGUCUUUGCUUGCUUUGAUACUUCGGAUCCUGAUUACAAUAUAACUCCAUUGACAGAUGAAUGGAAGCAGGUAGAAAUUCUCUGCACAUACUUGAAAUAUUUGUUUGAUGCAGCUAAUGUCUUAACUGCCGCAACCUACCCGACUGCAAAUGCAUUUUUUCCUGAAGUGUCAAAAAUUCAAAUGGAUUUGAUGGAAGCAGCCAUGAGCGAGGAUCCAUUUAUCAGCUACUUGAUCAGACCUUUGCAUGAAAGGUUUGAUAAAUAUUGGAGUAAUUGUUGCCUGGUUUUAGCGAUUGCUGUAGUUAUGGACCCGAGGUUUAAAAUGAAGCUUGUGGAGUUUACCUUCUCCAAGAUUUAUGGUGAGAAUGCUGAGACAUGGGUUAGGAUUGUUGAUGACGGCAUCCAUGAACUUUUUAUUGACUACAUGACGCAAAUGCUGGCGCUACCGGAACCAAGCAUGGACAAUGGCAACGAGCACAUGAUUGAUUCAGAGACACAUCAAGAAGAUGUCCAUGAUUAUGAAGGUCCGUUUAUUUCUACUGGUGACGGGCUUUCGGAUUUUGAAAUCUAUCUCUCCGAGAUUACAAGCAGUCAGCAAAUGAAGUCAGAACUAGAUCAGUAUCUGGAAGAGCCACUUCUUCCCAGGGUGCAAGAGUUCGAUAUUAUGAGUUGGUGGAAUCAAAACAGAUCAAAAUACCCAACUCUAUCUAGGAUGGCUUCUGAUAUAUUGUCAAUUCCAGUUUCCACCGUUGCUCCUGACUCUGUGUUUGAUACUAAUUUAAAGGUGGUGGAUAAGUACCGGAGUUCAUUGCAUCCAGUGACGCUUGAGGCCCUUAUCUGCGCAAAGGAUUGGCUGCAACAUGGGUCGUCAACCCAAACGCCUUCACCGUCGUUUGAGGUUACAAAUGCAAUUGUCAGAAUGGAAUUUUAGAUUUAGGUUUAGUUUGUAUUUUCUUCCUCUAGGUAGAUCAUUGAAUGCCCUCAUUUUGAUUGAUUUUGAGGGCCACCAAUGUUCGUCAUUAAUUUUUGUUUUUGUCGUGUUCAUGUUAAUCUAUCGUAGGAUGUUCAUAUAGUUCAGGAUUGUAUUGUGCUUGUGCUAGGAAUUGUUUCUAUUAUUGCAUUCAGUAAAUCGCCGCAAGGGUAAAUUGUGGCUUUCCAA